GUCCACUUUAUUUUAAUAUUUCUGACCAAUGUGUAUAUUUAUUUAUAUCUGUAACCUUUGUAUACAUCUAAGAUUUAGAAAUAUUCUACACGAUAGCACAAUAAUGAGUGACAGUUGCACAGAGGUUCAGUAUAUUACCCAUUGUAAGACAUUACACAAGUGGAAGUAUGGCUGGUGUUAUGAUGCCUAAGGCUGCUGCUAAGUUUAUUGCAGAAAAGAGUGAAGAUAUAAAGAUAAAUAAGGAUGGUGUAAAUAAUCUAGCCAAAGUUAUGUUCAAAUGUGUUAAAGAUGAUACAUACAAUAUAAAGUCGUGGAAGACUGCACAUGAAUUGAACCCAUCAGAGAUGACAAAAGAAGCUGUUGACUGGAUAUUUGUUGCAGACACAUUGAAUUUUUCCUUUUGGUCAGAAGAUGAAAACAAGAAAUACAUGGUGAGGUACAAAGGAAAGGAAUAUACAGGGUACUGGUCAUGGAUAGCUGCACUUAACAGAGCAUUAGAUAAUGGGAUCAAACUAACAGAUCCAAAGUUUUAUGCUAAUAUAACCAAGGAAAAACUGGCAGAAAUCCUGAAAUCAGAUUCUAACUAUGAAUUACCUUUAUUGGAAGAAAGAGCACAGGUUUUACAGGAAGCUGGCAAAAAGCUUGUGGAGAAAUAUGAUGGAAGUUUUGUGAAUUGUAUUGAGAAAUGUGAGAAAAGUGCAGAAUCUCUUCUUAAUUUAGUAGUGGAAGAAUUUCCUUCAUACAGAGAUGUAGCAGAAUAUAAUGGGGAAAAAGUUGGUAUAUACAAAAGGGUGCAGAUUUUGAUAGCAGACAUAUGGGCCUGUUUUGAAGGGAAAAGUUAUGGAGAAUUCCAUGACAUUAAUUUUGUAACCAUGUUUGCAGAUUACAGGAUUCCUCAAGCACUUGUGCAGUUUAAAGCCAUGACUUAUUCAGAUAAAUUAACUGAAUUCUUAAACAAAGAUCAGAUGAUGAAGACUGGUGACAAAUAUGAGGUAGAAAUAAGAGGAUGUAGUAUACAGGCUGUUGAGGAAGUCACUGAAGAGACAAGAAAUUUACUAUCAGCAGACGACAGUACAAAAGAUGCUAUGAUUAAUGCUAUUAUUAUUGAUCACUAUCUCUGGGACUACAGAAGGGAGCAUGCAACAGACAUUAAAGUACCAUUCCACAAGAUCAGAUGUAUUUACUACUGACACCAAGAGUUAUUUGUCAAAAUUAGAACUCUGAAAAUAAGAAGUACCAUGUUAACUUUUGUAACAAUUGCUUGUCCUUCCAGAACAAUCUUGUGGUACAAACAGUUUCUUUCAUUGAUUUUGUUACACAUCUAGUAAUAAUUUUGAAAAGAAAUUGUGUUCUAAUGUUACACUUGUUUACAAAAGUAUUAUAAUCAGAUAUUAGAAGUGCUUUAAAAAUAAUAGAUACAUAUUGCGAUUAUAGUUAUUAGGGCUAGAAAACUAAUUGUUCCGUUAUUUUAAUCAGAUUUUUGUAUGCUGAUUGUUGAAUUAAAAUGUAGGACCAAUAGAUUAUGUAUUUUUUCCAGCUUAAGUAAGGCAGUUAGUUCUCUCCUGUGUAUAUUUGUUCCAGUGGUGCCAAGAACUCCAAAAGAUGCAUGAAAUAUUUGCUACUGGACGUUAAGCAACCAACAAUUUACCUUACAUAUAUUUGUUUAAUGCAUUGAGCGAAUUUGCAAAUAACUUUUGCAGGGUCACAAAGUUGUUUUUAUUUUACCUAUAUGGUAUUCAGAUAUACCUAGUUUUGAUUAGAUUAGUUUUAGUUACAAAGCAUACUUGUCAUUGUUGUUGUUAAUGAUCUAUAGGUUGUGAAACAUUGAUAUUCAAUGAAGUCUGCAAGGUCAAGGUUACAAACUUAGUCCAACUUUAUGUUUGCCAUAUUCAAAUAUAUAUAGAUUAAUGAUUGCCUAAACAUUUUUGGUAUAAAGCAUAUUCAAAGUACUUGUGAUUGAUGAUUACCAAUAAAAGGUUGUGAAUAAUAUUAAGUGCUAAUGUUUGUCUGCAAGAUCAAGGUCAAAAAGUUGAUUUAUAUUGACAUAUUCCAUAUUCAAAUAUAAAUAGUGAUGAUUGGCUAAAAAAUGUGUUAAUAAAGCUUAUUCAAAAUACCUUUUACUGUUGUAAACCACAACAAGGUUGUGAAACAUAUUAUGUGUGAAAAUUUUCUACAAACUCAAGAUCACAAACAUUAUUCAAAUUUUACAUAUUCCAUUUUCAAGUAUACACCUUCAGAUUGGCCUAAAAAGUUUGUUACACAGCAUAUUCAGGAUUGUUGUUAACCAUCAAUAAAUUGUGUUAUAUUUUGAGUUUGGUUGUUUGUCUGCAAGGUCAAGGUCACAAAAUUUAUUCACUUUUACAUACACCAUAUCUUAAUAUAUUAAGUUAAGUCUCAGUUAGAAUCUUCACUACAUCAUAUUUUUUAUACAAGUGUGUACUAAGAUAGAAAUGUCUUUUAAAAGGCCAAGUUUAAAAUAACAAAUAUUUGUUUACAGCCCAUUUCAUUGAGUGUGUAGCCAAAGGUAAUAUCUUUGGAUAGCUUGCUUGUUAGCUGAACUGUGAAGUCAUUGUUAGGUUAGGUAAACUACUCUCCUUUCUCCUUUCUCCUUUGGCUACACACAUAAUGAAAUCAGCUGUAUUUGAUCAUGUGGAGAAGAGUAUUGAAAAUGAUUUCCUAAAUAUGUAUGAAAUACCUCUAGUUUUUAUAUCGAUUGAUUAAAUCUUUGUUUAUCUCUGUUACAUUACAUUUUGGGUCAUGGAAGAUGAUUUAAUUCAUCGCAAAACUUCUAGUCAAAAUUACCUCUGUAAAGAAUAAUUGAUUGUAUGAUCACAACUUUCAUUUAGUUUACUUUUUUCAUAUCUGUUCAUGUCUGUUAAUAUAACUGUUGUUUUUUACAAAAUAUAAAGAUACUGGGGUUUAUUUAAGUAUAUUCCGAUAUUUAUAUAAAAUAACAACUUACUUGCAAAUAGUCAUUAACUUCAUUAAGAGUUUUGUCUAGCGUUUUAUACUGUAAAAGCAGUAAAUUUCGUGGAGGAUUUUAUUUCAUUUAUUUUGUGGAAAGAAUGUAUCCCAAGAAAUUAAACCCCCACGAAAAUUUAACCUUCAUAUAAAAUCACUAACAUUUAAGGAAACCAUGAAAUUUAAAUCCCCAUGAAAUCUUAUAAAGAGACAAAACCAUGAAAUUUUAACCCCAUGAAAAUGAUUGAUUUUACAGUAUGUAAGGGCACCAUUAUGUCUUUUUUACCAUUGUUUUUAAUAUCUAGUAAAUAUAUGCUAUCAAAUCAUGUCAAAACUGUAUUUUUUUAUAAACAAUAGUUUGUUUUUUACACUUUUUAUCAUAUUUAAUUCACAUUAAACUUC
Messenger RNA from Mytilus trossulus (common blue mussel), 3363 nucleotides. RefSeq names its product queuosine 5'-phosphate N-glycosylase/hydrolase-like. The record is from RefSeq and is a predicted model, not a curated record. The transcript is spliced from 10 exons. NCBI's taxonomy places the organism in Eukaryota, Metazoa, Mollusca, Bivalvia, Mytilida, Mytilidae. Bases 168 to 1190 code for a protein of 340 amino acids.